Messenger RNA from Hyaloperonospora brassicae, 1512 nucleotides. The record is from the annotation of a GenBank genome assembly. NCBI's taxonomy places the organism in Eukaryota, Oomycota, Peronosporomycetes, Peronosporales, Peronosporaceae.
AUGACGUGGCACGCACGAGUCGUGCUGUGCACCGUUCUAAUUGCAGUAACAUUUGGCACCCUACUGACUACUGCCCAAAGUCCCGCUGGCGAGACCGUCUCGUGUCUCCCGUCGCAGUACGUGGACCCUACAACGAGCAAGUGCGUUGGGUACGCGAGUCCCGGCGAGAAGGCCGAAGCGGACUACGACCAGGUCCUGGAUCCGGGCAACACGGCCUGGAUGUUGGCGUCAAGUGCACUCGUGAUGAUCAUGACCCCGGGCGUCGCGUUUUUCUACGCGGGUCUCGCCGGCGAAGAAAUGGCGUCGAACACGAUCAUGAUGUCGUUUGUCAGUAUGGCGCUCGUGUCGAUCCAGUUUUGGGCGUUCGGCUACUCGGCCGCUUUCAGCUCCAACGGUGUGUUUGCCUGGGUCGGGUACAAAAACGUGGGCCAGACGCCCAGUGGCACGUACGGCACGGGCAUUCCGCACAUUUUGUUUGCGUUGUUCCAGACGCAGUUCGCCAUGAUCAGCCCCGCGCUGUUGAGCGGCGGCAUUGUCGGCCGCAUGAAGUUUGGCUCGUACCUGCUCUUCAUUUUCCUCUGGACAUCACUGGUGUACGACCCAUUGGCCCAUUGGAUGUGGUCCUUGGAACUCGACAGUUCGUGGACCGUCACGGCAAUGGGUUGGGAGGCGAAAAUGGGCUCGAUCGACUUUGCUGGCGGCACUGUGAUCCACGUUUCGAGUGGCUUUGGCGCACUGGCUGCUGCGUUGAUGGUUGGGAAGCGGUACAAUCACGACGAACCGGUGAAGCCACACAACGUGCCACUGGUGAUGAUUGGCGCGACGUUGCUAUGGUUUGGCUGGUUUGGCUUCAAUGGUGGUUCGCAGGCUGCUGCUGACGGUAUCGCUGCAACAGCUGCUAUCAACACACACCUUGCUUCGAGUGCAGGAUUCUUGACGUGGGUGGCACUGGAGUUUGCCAUGUUCAAGAAGUUUGACCCGUGCGGCGCUGUGAGUGGCGCGAUCUCCGGCCUCGUGUCGAUUACUCCUGCUUGUGGGUACGUGUACCCAUGGGCUGCCAUUAUCUUUGGCGUCUCGGGUGCUGCAACGGGGUUUGGAGCGAUUCAGAUGAAAAAGUACCUGCGCUACGAUGACACGCUCGACUCGUUUGCGAUCCACGGCUGCGUUGGCGUUCUCGGUGGUCUCUUGACAGGUCUAUUCGCGACGUCGGACGUGAACCCGAACAUCGAAGGUGGCGCCUUCUACGGUCAUGGCAUGCUGUUUGUGCACCAACUGAUCUCGCAGUGUGUCGCUGCGGCGUACUCGUUCGUGGUGACACUGAUCAUUUUGUUUCUGUUGAAGCUCACGAUUGGGCUCCGCGUGGACGAAGACAAAGAGGUGAACGGCAUCGAUCUCACGUACCAUGGCGGAGGUGCCUACGACUACCGGCCCCAAGACUGUCUUGCGAAGACCACCAGACGUCCGUCCAGCGAGUUUGCUUUCAUGGGUGCGCCAGCCCUCGCUCCAUUGUGA